Molecule: messenger RNA, 1691 nt
Organism: Chinchilla lanigera (long-tailed chinchilla)
Lineage: Eukaryota; Metazoa; Chordata; Mammalia; Rodentia; Chinchillidae
Gene: Ncbp2
Product: nuclear cap binding protein subunit 2, 20kDa
Exons: 4
Coding region: 85-555 (156 amino acids)
Biological process (GO): mRNA cis splicing, via spliceosome
Cellular component (GO): nuclear cap binding complex
Molecular function (GO): RNA cap binding
Source: RefSeq, a predicted model, not a curated record
GCCUGCGUGUUUCCGCUUCCGCCGCCGUUAGCGGUCCUCCGGCUGUUUACGGAGGCGGCGCAUCCUCUUACACUUCUUAGCAUCAUGUCGGGUGGCCUCUUGAAGGCGCUGCGCAGCGACUCCUACGUGGAAUUGAGCCAGUACCGGGACCAGCACUUUCGGGGUGACAAUGAAGAACAAGAAAAAUUACUGAAGAAAAGCUGCACAUUGUAUGUCGGAAAUCUUUCCUUUUACACAACUGAAGAACAGAUUUAUGAACUCUUCAGCAAAAGUGGUGACAUAAAAAAGAUCAUUAUGGGUUUGGAUAAAAUGAAGAAAACAGCAUGUGGCUUCUGUUUUGUGGAGUACUACUCAAGGCCCGACGCAGAAAAUGCCAUGCGUUUCAUCAACGGAACUCGUCUGGAUGACAGGAUCAUUCGCACAGACUGGGACGCUGGGUUCAAGGAGGGCAGGCAGUACGGGCGUGGGCGAUCUGGAGGCCAGGUUCGCGAUGAGUAUCGGCAGGACUAUGACGCCGGAAGAGGGGGCUAUGGUAAACUGGCACAAAAGCAGUGAGUGGCGAGAGCCCUGUCAGUGCAGAGAUGUCCUCCUUCAAGCCAUUUUCUGAACACCAGAUCAGAGUGUGUUCCUUGUGGCUGGGAAUGGGGUUCAGUAGUACAGCAAAAGAAAUGUGUUCCUCAGCAGCAGAUUUGGUCUAUGAUGGGAAUUAAAUCUGUCAGCCCAAAAUACCAUACUUCUAGGAAGACGAAAAAUGUAAAAAUUUAUUUUCUGAUGCUUGAGUCUAAGGAGGCUCAUGAUCUACACUAGGACUUGGAAUGAUUUUUUUUUUUUUUUUUAAAUUUGAAGUUUGCAUGAUGUAAGGUUAAGAUAAAAUGGGCCAGGGAUAUAGUUCAGUGGCGUAAGUGCCUGCCUGGCAAGUGCAAGGUCCCGAGUUCUAUUCUGGUACCAAAAAAAAAAAAAAUGAGAGUUUUGCUGUUACACAGCUUUACUGUAAAUUAGAAGGAAAUGUCUGACAACUGGAUUUGUUUUCUGCGUUGAAUUCUAAUCUCUAAAGGCAAACUUGGAUCUUCCUAAAUACGUGGCACAAAAGCCUGAGGUCUCAGAGGACCCUCCCCACUUCUGUGCUUUACUUUCAGAAAACAAGAUACAGGACUUGAGUUCUGCUAAAUACUUUUUUCAAAAGAUGUGAUGUUUUGCCUAAAGCUAAAAAGAAAAAGUCUAACACAGAGACACUCGAAGUAUUUAUUUUGCAUUUGUAAAGCAUGAGAUGAUUUAUGUGGGAGUAUAAUUUUUCCUAAUUAGGAAAAAUACAAAGUGUUUUCAUCUAGCAACAGAAUAUCCUCUAACAUCCAGUAGUUUGUAAAGGCUGUGGCUGGAGGGCUCUCCUGUGAGCGUCCUUCACGUUACAAGACAGGGUGGUUUUCUCAUUGAAUUCCAAACUGGUUGUUGGAAUUUUUAAAAAGCUGUCAACAGUUGUGAAAUAGGAAUAAACCAUUUGCAGACAUUUAAUGAGGAUACACUAUUCAUUUGUAAACAUUUGUUUUUAUUCUGUAAUUUGAACUAAUGUAAUUUGUAUUCUUCUGUAGUAAGAUAUAACUCGGAUUUCUAAAGGCCUUAAAACCAAAGAUGCUGGUUCUUAUUUAAAUUGUCUUUUGUAACAGAUUACAAUAAAGUUGGACCAACUCAUUGUC